Pochonia chlamydosporia 170 is the source of this 594-nucleotide messenger RNA. RefSeq lists its product as hypothetical. Bases 1 to 594 code for a protein of 197 amino acids. The record is from RefSeq and is a predicted model, not a curated record. NCBI's taxonomy places the organism in Eukaryota, Fungi, Ascomycota, Sordariomycetes, Hypocreales, Clavicipitaceae. The transcript has 2 exons.
AUGUUUUACUCAUUCGGAUCUCUUCUCUUGCUUAGUGUGCUCGUCCCUCCUCAGAUUCUUGGAGUCAUAGCGGCACCCGCCCAGGUUCCCGUUUGCAUACCUUCCGAUCCCUCAUUCGAUAUCAGUCGUAUCAAAGACUAUCCCGACAAGCUGUUGUUGUCGCGCAUCAGCGAGUACUUCAUAUCAUUCACUACUGGGAACUUUGACCGAAUGAACGACUUAGAAUCAGAUGACUUCCACAUCACCGACAUACCUCUUGAAAUUGUUAGAGCACCAAAGCCAGCCUGGUACGCGGCGAACAAGGGAUUCAGCUCUCUCAUGACGAACGUCAAAGUCCAGGCCAUUUCUAUUGACGGCAGCUCUGAGCCCGGUUCAUUCGCGAUAAUGGAGAAUGUGGUCUGGUUUACAUUGGCGGUUGACCCUCCGGAGGAAGCCAAGAAAAACCUCCCGCCUGGCAUCAAAAAGGGCGACACAUCGGGUAUGAUCAUGUUGUCCACCAUAUGGUGGAAUAAGGAAGGAAAGGUCUUUCGCGAACUAGAAUAUGGCAGGCUGAUCUGGGAUAACUUUGAUAUUGAUAAAUUCAAGAGGUGGUAA